Rhipicephalus microplus (southern cattle tick) is the source of this 791-nucleotide messenger RNA. RefSeq lists its product as uncharacterized. Lineage: Eukaryota; Metazoa; Arthropoda; Arachnida; Ixodida; Ixodidae. The record is from RefSeq and is a predicted model, not a curated record.
GCGAGGGUGAGGGGAUAUUCCCGCGUUUGGCGGCAAUUCGAGAAAACACAGAAAAGAAGCGUUGCCGGCUGAGAGCAGGAAAAUUCCAGCCAAUGGGUCAACGCAUUGGGUACUAUAAAAGUGACGCCUGACUCUGCCGGAGAGUCAAAGUUGGUCUAAGCGCUCCAAUCCAAGCACCCUCCAGCCAACAUGGCAAGCAAGUUGUUCGUUAUCGUGGCCCUUGUGGUCGUUGUUGCACUGGCCUACGCUGAGGAAGAGAAGAAGGAAGAGAAGAAGGACGACGUCGAAGGCCGGAUUGGCUUCGGCGGUGGCUAUGGCCAGCAGUCAGGCGGCAACCAAUACGGCUUCAACCGUGGAAGCUCAGGCUUCAACCAGGGCAGCGGUGGCUUUGACAGCGCCAAUCGCUACAACAAUGUGCAGGGCUUCAGGAACCGCGACGGCUACCGCACCAACCAAGGCUACGACCGGAACUCCUUCAACCGCUACGGAUCUGGUGGUGGAGGCUUCAACACUGGCUUCAACCGUGGUGCUGGUGGUGCCUUCAACCAGUACGGAUCUCAGGGAGGAGGCUACCUCGGCUGAGCUGAGAGAACGUACCUGAUAAGCUACGGAAGAACUGCCAAAAAGAAAACUAUCUUUCAUGACUUGAUCCCAGGGACCUGUUCUGAUAGUCUAACGUGGAAACUACAAUUCAACUGAAGUGAAAUCACUGUCGCCAUUAAGAGAAAAACUGCUCACUGUAAAUACAGCUGAGAAAAAUGAAAAUAAAGCAUGUUAUUUAUUUUCUCAGA